AUGGCGAUGAUCACAGUCCUCGGCGUACCGUAUACCGCAGCGCACUCUGAUCGCUUUCUCCAAUUCGACGGGUAUGCUGUACAAGGCAGUGUUCAAAGGCCCGUGCUCGUCUUUGUCCACGGUGGUGCUUGGCGUUCGGAAGACAAGGCAGACCAUGCAGCUCUAGCCCAAUCUCUCGCUCUAGCCACGAAUUGCCCAGUCCUGGUCCCAAACUACAGGCUCACAUCGAAGACGAUCAGCGACUUGCGCCAUCCUGCUCAUGCCCAGGAUAUCCUUCAUUUCCUAGAGUUUCUUCUAGACUGGAGGCCCCUUGAAUUCCCUGAACUUGCCGCUGCAAUGGAUCCGAAAAAUCUAUACCUUAUCGGACACAGCUGUAGUGCGCAUAUGCUUGCUUCCAUCAUCCUCGACUCCGAUUUCGUUACGCCAACGCUUGCCCCGUCCGCCAAGCUACUAAAGGCAGUGAAGGCGGUCAUCUUCUCCGAGGGUAUCUACGAUCUCGACUCCCUGGUGGAACGCUUCCCAAAUUAUCGCGCUUGGUUUAUCGACGAAGCAUUUGGAGCCCAGUCUUCCUACUCCCAAUUCAACGUCAACCAAUAUCAACUACGCAAAGGGUUGGGUGAUGAUGGUCGCCCUGCGUCAUGGCUAAUUAUACAUUCCAAAGGGGACGACCUGAUUGACGUUGGCCAGAGCAAAGCCAUGCUAGCUCACCUUCGUCAACUCUACGCCGAGCAAGCUGAUACCUUCGUCCAUCACGAUUUGGACAGGCUCACUGCCGGACACGACGAUAUCCUGCGCGGCGACCAGGGAUAUGUAGACAUCGUAAAGUUGUUUUUACAGCGGGUGGAUACCAUGCUCCGAGAGCCUCAAUCAGUUGUCUAA
Molecule: messenger RNA, 879 nt
Organism: Coprinopsis cinerea okayama7#130
Lineage: Eukaryota; Fungi; Basidiomycota; Agaricomycetes; Agaricales; Psathyrellaceae
Exons: 2
Coding region: 1-879 (292 amino acids)
Source: RefSeq, a predicted model, not a curated record